CGCACUGCACGGGCCGCAUCGCCCUCUUAAGGGGCGGGGCCUGAGUACACGUGCUGCCCGCACAUAAACAGAGCGCUGCUCGCGGUGACCGCUAGUAACCCCGCACACUGCGCCGGCUAUAAAAGGAACUCCGCCAGAUAACCGCACGCUGCCGCCGAGGAGGUUUUUCUUCUUCUUCUAUUUCUCUCCAAGGCAGAGAGGGGGAGACAGUGUGCAGGACAUAUCCAGUCAGUGCACGCCAGGGGAAGCAUCACAUCUGUUGUGUCCGGGCUGCAGAAUACACCAGUCCCAUGAACGUGGCUGCGCUGAGGGGCUACUGAUGAGGGGGCUUUCUUCUGAGGAGCCAGCACCCUGGGCACAAGUUAAUGAGCAACCCAACGUCUCUGGUACUGCAAGCUCUUCUGCCCGAGCAGCAGAGGUGAAGCAGUGUGAACUCUCAGGGAGAAGGAAGAUGACUUACUGUACUCAACUAGGACUGCUCCUCUGGAAGAACUUCACCUACCGGCGGAGGCAGACUUUGCAGCUGCUGGUUGAAAUAGCUUGGCCACUCUUCAUCUUCUUCAUUCUGAUCUCUGUACGACUUUCUUAUCCACCUUACGAACAGCAUGAAUGCCAUUUCCCCAACAAAGCAAUGCCCUCUGCCGGCACACUGCCGUGGGUACAGGGGAUUAUUUGCAAUACCAAUAAUCCAUGUUUUCGAUACCCAACACCAGGGGAGUCUCCAGGAAUUGUUGGGAAUUUCAAUAGGUCCAUAGUUUCUCGAUUGUUUUCUGAUGCAAGAAAAUUGCUGCUAUACAGUCGAAAAGACACAAGUGGGAAGGACUUGCAUAAGUUUCUGACAAAUUUGCAUAGAUUUCGAGGUACAGGUAUGAAACUUGGGGAUUGCCUAAUGGAUAAUGAAAAAUUCACAACUUUUCUACAGCAAAACAUAAGCAUGCCUUCCAUCGUGGUGGAGGAAAUACUAAAUGCUGAUCUCAAAGUGGAGCAGGUUCUGAUAUCUGGAUUUCAAAUACGCUUGAAAGAUCUGUGCAAUAGCUCUAGAUUGGAGGAGUAUGUGACCAUUCACAAUGAAGAGGUUGCGAAAUUCAGCCAGUCGGUGAUAUGUGCGCUUCCUGAAGACAAGCUCAACCUUUUGGAGCAUCAGUUUCGCUCCAACAUUGACCUUCUCAAGCCCAUCACUAAAGAAAUGUCAUCAAAGUCUUUCCCCAUGCUAAGAGAGGUUACAGAAAACAUGCUGCACAGCAUGGGAGAUCUUGCCAAAGAGGUUAUUGGGAUGAAGAGUUGGGCUGACAUGAGGCAGGAGGUUAUGUUCCUUACCAGUGUGAACUCUACAGCUUCACCAACCUCCCUAUAUCAAGCAGUGUCCCGAAUUGUAUGUGGUCAUCCUGAGGGAGGGGGUCUAAAGAUCAAGUCCCUCAACUGGUAUGAAGAUGACAACUAUAAGGCACUAUUUGGAGGAACCGAAGGAGGAGAGAAUGGCACAGAGGAAGAGUCCUCAUCCAUCUAUGAUAAUUCUACAACUCCUUAUUGCAAUGAGCUGAUGGUGACCCUGGAGUCCAGCCCCCUGUACAGGAUGGUCUGGAGAGCACUGAAACCAUUACUUAUCGGCAAAAUCCUCUAUACUCCAAACACACCAGCCACACGUAUGUUAAUGUCAGAGGUCAAUAAAACUUUCCAAGAGCUGGGUGUGUUUCGAGAUCUCGGAGCAAUGUGGGAAGAAGUUCGUCCACAGAUCAAAACGUUCCUGGAGAGCAGUAAAGAGAUGGAUCUUAUCAGGACUCUGUUGACCAAUAAGGGCAGUAAACACUUCCUGGAUCGCCAGCUAAAUUCAACAGGUUGGACAUCAGAAGACAUUGCAAGAUUCUUGGCCAAAGAAUCGGUAGGACAGUCUGAGGGUGAAACCUUGUACACCUGGCGAGAAGCACUCAAUGAGACUGACCGUGUUGUGCUGACCAUGUCACGGUUCAUGGAGUGUGUCAAUCUGGACAAGAUAGAACCAGUGGAUAAUGAAGAAAUUCUUAUUGACACGUCCAUGUUGCUUCUAAAUGAAAGGAAGUUCUGGGCAGGUGUAGUUUUUGUUGACUUGCCAGAAGAUGAUACUGUACUACCUCAACACAUCAAAUAUAAAAUCCGAAUGGACAUCGAUAAUGUGGAGAGAACCAACAAGAUUAAAGAUGGUUACUGGGAUCCAGGUCCUCGUGCUGAUCCAUUUGAAGAUAUGCGCUAUAUCUGGGGUGGAUUUGCCUAUCUACAGGAUGUCAUUGAACAGGCAAUCAUUAGAGUACAGACUGGCACAGAGAAGAGGACAGGAGUAUAUGUUCAGCAGAUGCCCUAUCCUUGUUACGUAGAUGACAUAUUUUUACGUGUCAUGAGUCGAUCCCUGCCCUUGUUCAUGACAUUAGCUUGGAUCUAUUCUGUUGCUGUGAUCAUUAAGGGAAUUGUAUAUGAAAAAGAGGCUCGUCUAAAAGAGACCAUGCGGAUCAUGGGACUGGACAAUGGCAUUCUGUGGCUCAGUUGGUUUAUAAGCAGCCUCAUUCCACUUCUUAUGAGUGCGGGGCUGUUAGUGUUGAUCCUUAAGACUGGAAACCUUUUGCCAUACAGUGACCCAAGUGUGGUAUUUGUCUUCUUGUCGGUCUUUGGAGUAGUGACCAUCUCCCAGUGUUUCCUGAUAAGCACCAUUUUCUCCAGAGCCAAUUUAGCAGCAGCCUGUGGUGGCAUCAUUUACUUUACACUUUACCUACCCUAUGUACUUUGUGUUGCGUGGCAAGACUACGUGGGCUUCACUCUCAAGAUUUUUGCUAGCUUCUUGUCACCUGUCGCAUUUGGGUUUGGUUGUGAGGUAUUUGCACUGUUUGAAGAACAAGGAGUUGGUGUACAGUGGAGCAAUCUGUUAGAUAGUCCUCUGCAAGAAGAUGGGUACAGUCUAACUACGUCUUCCUUCAUGAUGCUGUUUGAUACACUUUUGUAUGGAGUGAUGACUUGGUAUAUUGAAGCCGUCUUUCCAGGCCAGUAUGGAAUUCCCAGAUCUUGGUAUUUCCCAUUCACAAAGUCUUAUUGGUGUGGAGAAGAAUCAAAACAGAUACAUCAUAACAGUUCUUUACAGAGGGAAUCAUCUGAAGUUUGCAUGGAGGAAGAACCUGGUCAUCUUUCACUAGGAGUCUCCAUUCAGAAUCUGGUAAAAAUUUACCGAGAUGGAAAGAAAGUGGCCGUGGAUGGCUUGUCACUAAGCUUCUACGAAGGACAGAUCACAUCAUUUCUGGGACAUAAUGGAGCUGGAAAAACUACUACUAUGUCCAUAUUAACAGGCUUGUUCCCACCAACCUCUGGAACUGCCUACAUCUUGGGAAAAGAUAUUCGCACUGAGCUCAACUCUAUUCGACAAAAUUUGGGAGUUUGUCCUCAACAUAACGUCCUCUUUGACAUACUCACUGUUGAAGAACACAUCUGGUUUUAUGCACGACUGAAAGGGCUUUCUGAAGAAAAAGUAAAAACGGAGAUGGAACAGAUUAUAAAUGAUGUUGGCCUCCCUAAUAAGAAAAAGUGCAAAACAAGUCAGCUGUCAGGUGGUAUGCAGAGAAAACUCUCUGUAGCCUUGGCUUUUGUUGGUGGAUCAAAGGUUGUCAUCCUUGAUGAGCCCACAGCCGGCGUUGACCCAUAUUCACGAAGAGGCAUUUGGGAUCUGCUACUUAAAUACAGACAAGGAAGAACAAUUAUCCUUUCCACACAUCACAUGGAUGAGGCUGAUAUCCUGGGAGAUCGAAUUGCUAUAAUCUCACAAGGCAAAUUGUGCUGUGUAGGAUCUUCUCUGUUCCUGAAGAACCAACUAGGCACUGGCUAUUACCUUACAUUAGUGAAGAGGGACGCAGACUCCUCCCUUAGCUCCUGCCGGAACAGCAGCAGUACAAUGUCUUGCUUGAAAAAGGAGGAUAGCGUCUCUCAGAGCAGUUCUGAUGCUGGACUGGGCAGUGACCAUGAAAGUGAUACUUUGACAAUAGAUGUCUCUGCCAUUUCAAACCUCAUCAACAAACAUGUCCCUGAAGCCCGCUUUGUAGAAGAUAUUGGCCAUGAACUUACCUAUGUCUUGCCUUACGAGGCUGCAAAAGAAGGUGCAUUUGUUGAGCUUUUCCAUGAAAUUGAUGAUCGUUUGUUUGACCUUGGCAUCUCCAGCUAUGGCAUCUCAGAUACCACUCUUGAAGAGAUAUUCCUUAAAGUGGCUAAUGACACAGGAGUUGAUACGGAGACAUCAGAUGGGACACUACCUGCCAGGAGGAAAAGAUAUGCUUUUGGAGACCACCAGAGCUGUCUACGACCUUUCACAGAAGACGACAAUCUAGAAACCAAUGAUUCUGAUUUGGAUCCAGGAUCGCGAGAGACAGAUUAUCUCAGUGGCAUAGAUGGAAAAGGGUCCUACCAAAUGAAAAGCUGGAGCCUGAUGAGACAGCAAUUUACAGCCUUACUUUGGAAGAGGUUACUCUAUGCCAGGCGCAGUAGAAAAGGCUUCUUUGCACAGAUUGUGUUACCAGCUGUUUUUGUGCUCAUUGCACUGCUGUUUAGCCUUAUUGUGCCACCUUUUGGAAAAUACCCCAGCCUUGAGCUCCAGCCCUGGAUGUAUGAUGAACAAUUUACCUUUUUCAGCAAUGAUGCCCCAGAGGACUCUGGCACACAAGCUCUUAUAAAAGCUUUGCUCGAAAAGCCUGGUUUUGGAACAGCAUGCAUGGAUGGAUAUUCUAUUCCGGGUGUUCCUUGCUCAGGGGAGGACUUAGAAUGGAGGACUCAGUUUGUCCCAGAGUCUGUGGAAGAGAUUUCUAAUGGCAAUUGGUCAAUGGAAAACCCUUCUCCGGCCUGCGAGUGCAGUAAUAAAAAUGUCAAGAAGAUGCUUCCAGUUUGUCCUCCUGGGGCUGGGGGCCUACCACCUUUUCAGAAAAAGCUAAAUUCUUCAGUUGUCCUGCAAAACCUGACCGGAAGGAACAUAUCAGAUUAUCUAGUAAAGACUUAUGCUCAAAUUAUUGGAAAAAGCUUAAAGAACAAGAUCGCGGUGAAUGAGUUUCGGUAUGGUGGUUUCUCCCUUGGUGCAAGUAGCACCCCAGUAUUUCCACCAAGUGAAGAUGUUUUGGCCUCCAUUAAACACAUCAAGAAACAACUCGACAUCUCAAAGAAUGGGGCUGCUAACCGUUUCCUUGAUAGCUUUGGGACAUUUAUGAAAGGACUCGAUGCAAAAGAUAAUGUGAAGGUGUGGUUUAAUAACAAAGGAUGGCAUGCUAUCAGCGCUUUCCUUAAUGUGAUGAACAAUGCCAUCCUCCGCUCCAAACUACCUGAGGGAAAGGAUGCUGCCAAAUAUGGGAUUACAGCCGUCAAUCAUCCUUUAAACCUCACCAAAGAACAGCUAUCGGAGGUUGCACUGAUGACUACGUCAGUAGAUGUCCUGGUUUCCAUCUGUGUCAUUUUUGCAAUGUCAUUUGUGCCAGCCAGCUUUGUAGUUUUCCUGAUCCAAGAGAGAGUGAGCAAAGCCAAACAUUUGCAGUGUAUUAGUGGAGUGAAGCCUGUGAUCUACUGGCUGGCCAACUUUGUGUGGGAUAUGUGUAACUACAUUGUGCCAGCAACAUUGGUCAUUAUAAUAUUCAUCUGCUUCCAGCAAGACUCCUAUGUAUCGUCUUCCAAUUUACCAGUGCUGGCACUUUUACUUUUGUUAUAUGGGUGGUCCAUAACUCCUCUGAUGUACCCAGCAUCCUUUAUCUUUAAGAUCCCCAGCACAGCCUAUGUGGUGUUAACAAGCAUCAAUCUUUUCAUUGGGAUCAAUGGCAGUGUGGCCACGUUUGUACUUGAACUUUUUACAAAUAAUAAACUAAACAACAUCAAUGACAUUUUGAAGUCAGUGCUGCUCAUCUUCCCUCAUUUCUGUCUUGGAAGAGGACUCAUAGAUAUGGUGAAGAAUCAGGCCAUGGCUGACGCUCUAGAAAGAUUUGGAGAAAAUCGCUUUGUCUCUCCUAUGUCCUGGGAUCUGGUUGGAAAAAAUCUCUUUGCCAUGGCUGUAGAAGGAGUGGUGUUUUUUGUCAUAACUCUGCUGAUUCAGUACCGCUUUUUCAUCAAACCAAGGCCAGUGACUGCAAAGCUUCCUCCAGUAAUUGACGAGGAUGAAGACGUGGCGAGAGAGAGGCAGAGGAUAACGAAUGAAGGGGGUCGGAGUGACAUCUUGGAAAUCAAAGGAUUGACAAAGAUCUACAGAAUGAAAAGAAAGCCAGCUGUAGAUAGACUGUGUGUGGGAAUACCCCCAGGAGAGUGUUUCGGCCUGCUUGGGGUUAAUGGCGCUGGUAAGACUACUACAUUUAAGAUGCUCACUGGAGAUACUGAUGUGACUGCUGGAGAAGCCUUCCUGAAGGGACACAGUAUCUUGUCUGAUAUGCAAGAAGUCCAUCAGAAUAUGGGUUACUGUCCUCAGUUUGAUGCCCUCAACGAGCUGCUGACAGGCCGGGAGCAUCUGGAAUUGUAUGCCCUUUUGCGUGGGGUGCCUGACAAGGAGGUUUGCAAGGUUGCUGAAUGGGCUGUGCAGAAGCUAGGCUUAGUGAAAUACUCGGACAAAUGCGCAGGAUCCUACAGUGGAGGAAACAAACGUAAAUUGUCUACAGCUAUUGCCUUAAUAGGAGGACCGCCAGUAGUAUUUCUGGAUGAACCAACCACAGGAAUGGAUCCUAAAUCAAGGCGCUUCUUAUGGAACUGUGCCCUGAGCGUUAUUAAAGAAGGAAGAUCCGUUGUGUUAACUUCACACAGUAUGGAAGAAUGUGAAGCUCUCUGCACAAGAAUGGCUAUAAUGGUCAAUGGCAGAUUCAGAUGCCUGGGAAGCGUACAACAUCUAAAAAACAAGUUUGGUGAUGGGUAUACCAUCAUAGUGAGGAUAACCGGAGCAAACCCUGAUUUGAAGCCUGUGGAGGACUUUUUCAGCCAUGCUUUUCCAGGGAGCGUUUUAAAAGAGAAACAUAGAGGAAUGCUGCAGUACCAGCUGUGCUCUUCACAGUCCUCCUUGGCCAGGAUCUUCAGCAUCCUUUCCAAUAACAAGAAAAGACUUCACAUUGAAGAUUAUUCAGUCUCUCAGACCACUCUUGACCAAGUGUUUGUUAAUUUUGCCAAGGACCAAAGUGAUGAUGAUCUUUUGAAGGACUUGUCAUUACACAAAAACCAGACUGUAGUAGAUAUGUCCGUCCUGACAUCUUUUCUUCAGGAUGAGAAGGUAAAAGAAAGCUACGUGUGACAAGCCAAACAGGAGACAUCUGGAGGAUUUAUAUGAAAAGCCUUCCUUGGAUGGACAUAAAUGCCAGGGAAUCAGGACUCUAGGACCGAAGCAGGGAGGCAUCAUAUACUGGACAACUAGAGCUACCACUCAAUGCAAUGCAAAUCAAUGCAAUGACAGACACAUUUCCAUAACGGAGGCAGAGCCUCUUGUGUUGCCUUGUUGUACUGUAUGCAAGUAAAAGACUUGAACAUAGAUGCCAACAGUAUGACAAUGUGAAUCUUUAGUGUUGGACCCACUGUUCCAAAGUGGGUUUGAAAUAAUAGCUAUUACGUACAAUAUAAAUUUUUGUAUUUGUUAUUGUAUUCUUUUCCAGGAUCGCAACAAUCUUACCACUGACAAAUCAUUACUAGUAACUAUUUAUUAAUGGGUUGGGUUUUUACAUGUGUGUCAGAAGAUCCAGACAUGGUUUGCCCAGAAGGACUAGCUUUAAUACCUUUGAUGUUCUAAGUGGUUCAGGUUAUUUUGAUGUUACCGUUUAAGCUACCGUGGGUACAUUUUGUACGUGCUUUGAAGCACAGCUUAUCAUUUUGUAGUGACUUCCAUUAGUGGUCAGAUAACAGCAAUAUGGACGUAGAAACAAGCGGCGGUUCAAACUAGGCCAGUGAAAAGCCAUUGCAUCCAGCAUUUCUAUGUGCCAGAAAUAGAUCAGUAGUAGAGGAUCAUAGCUCACAAAGUAUCAUGCAUGGAUGCAGUGCACAGUACCGGUUGUUCUACAGGCUGUCCAGCUUUUCUAAAUUUCUUUUGGUAGCAUUGUUACAUGUGUCCUGUGGUGUUAUUUUAGCAUUUUUGUUAAUUUUUGAACCUCAAGUAACAUUUUGGUUUUCUGUCUUGCUUUCCACUCUGCAAAGCCAACACUUUAGGUUUAGGAUAAUUCUGUUGUCCUAAGGUCUUGUGGCUCACAUUCUCCCAAAAACUAAACCAGUGCACUCCAGGAUAAUGGGACUCCAGUGCAUUUUAAUUAAAGUAACAUGCCCAGUUAGUUGAGAUGAUGUGUAGUUUUAUUUCCUUAGCUAUGAAGAAGGUGGUUAAAAGAUGGAAAUAAUGCUAUGACACAAAAAUGCACCUCAGAAAAAUCUAUUUGCUAUACAAGCAAACUACAGUUAUAUAUUUUUUUUAAUUAUUAUUAUUGGCAUGACCCUUUACAUUUAUUUGUAUAUUGAUUACUUUCUGUGUGUGACAGGAACCUACUAUGGCUAUUACCUUUGUACCAGAGUUUUUUUUUUUUUAAGAGGCUUGUUCGAACCCUUUUUUUUUUUUUUUUUUCAGAGCAACGCAAAAAAUAAAAAUAAAACCGAGCCUUGCCAAAAUAUACUUUUUAUGUGGUCAAACUGGUUCACUGCCACAUUUUUAUCUUUUGCUCAACCAGAAGAAAAUGUAGUGGAACAGUGAAAUUCAGGUGGAGCAGAACUAGGUUUGAUGUCCUAUCAUGAAGUCCUUUAGUGAUUUUUACAUAGGACUGCAGAAAAGUAUUACCGGGCACAAACAACAUUGCUUAUAAAGUUGUUCAUAUACAAACUUGGCCCUGCUACAUGUAUACUGUAAUAGCUCGGUCCAUCAGUGCCACCAUGGAACAUAGUACUUGUUACUCUUAUAAAUGGAAGCUCACGUAGGGAGUUUUACUGCUGUAGAUGGACUGUAGAUAUCUUAUAUGUAUAUCUAAUGGAAAAAUUACCACUAAAGUAACAUCAUGCCAGUAACUAUUAAACACACACUUGACAAAUAUUGUAUCCAAGGCGACCUGCUCAAACUGUGAGUGCCGAAUGUGUGGUUUACAGGUACCCCCUCCCAGGGCAUUAGUAAAAUUAGUAGCUUGUAUAUGUUAUUAAUAUAAGUUUUACACAAGCAGAAAAGCGCUAGUGCUUCCUGUAGUAAAUAUUCACGGUAUUAAAAAAAAAAAAAAAAAAAAUUAUAUAUAUAUCUCUGGAAACAUUACGUAUGCUGCUGGCAGUCACUGUUAACAUUCUUAGCAUUUUUGCAUA
Messenger RNA from Bufo gargarizans (Asiatic toad), 9264 nucleotides. Its product is annotated as phospholipid-transporting ATPase ABCA1-like. NCBI's taxonomy places the organism in Eukaryota, Metazoa, Chordata, Amphibia, Anura, Bufonidae. The record is from RefSeq and is a predicted model, not a curated record. Gene Ontology annotation, biological process: transmembrane transport; lipid transport. Gene Ontology annotation, molecular function: lipid carrier activity; ABC-type transporter activity; ATP binding. Gene Ontology annotation, cellular component: intracellular membrane-bounded organelle; membrane.